CAAAUUGAUCAAUUAAGAAAGAAAGUAUAUAUUAGCCUUAGCUUGAGCUCAUAGGAAGGAAUUGAAGAUCAAAUAAGCAGUCAAAAAUGGUGUCAUCAUCAUCGUCACUAAGGCUCCAGAAGAGGCUAGCAGCUAGCAUUCUCAGCUGUGGGAAACGGAAGAUCUGGGUCGACCCAGAUCCCAAUCAAACCAAUAACAUCUCCACCGCCAUCUCCAGAAUGAAUGUAAGAAAGCUGAUCAAGGAUGGUCUGAUUAUCAAGAAGCCAGCGAUAAUCCAGUCGCGAUUUCGCGCGAGACGAGCGGUGGAAGCGAAGAGGAAGGGGAGGAACUGUGGAUAUGGGAAGAGGAAAGGGAGCAGAGAAGCAAGGGCGCCAUUGAAGGUGGCGUGGAUGAAGAGAGUAAGAGUUUUGAGGCGUUUGCUGCAUAGGUAUCGCGAUUGUAGCAGAAUAGACCGCCAUGUCCACCAUGAUUUGUACAUGAAGGUGAAGGGGAACAGAUUCAAGAACAAGAGGUGUUUGAUGGAAUGCUUACACAAAUUGAGGGAUAAUGAAAAGCUAAGGGGGAAAACAUUACUACAUCAGCUCAAAGUCACUGCACAACGGUAAUAAAAAGGUUAUUAUAGCUAGCUAGCUUGUUAAUUGUUAUAUAUGUGUAAUUGAUAUAAUUUUUACAGUGUAUGUUUUUGAGUAGUA
This is a messenger RNA of Ipomoea nil (Japanese morning glory), 692 nucleotides long. RefSeq names its product 60S ribosomal protein L19-like. The coding region runs from base 87 to 605 and encodes 172 amino acids. Gene Ontology annotation, cellular component: ribosome; cytosolic large ribosomal subunit. NCBI's taxonomy places the organism in Eukaryota, Viridiplantae, Streptophyta, Magnoliopsida, Solanales, Convolvulaceae. The transcript has 2 exons. Gene Ontology annotation, molecular function: RNA binding; structural constituent of ribosome. The record is from RefSeq and is a predicted model, not a curated record. Gene Ontology annotation, biological process: translation.